GAUCUGCAGCUUAGAAUUCUUCUAGGGUUUCGGAAUCUCGCGCAACGGUGGGAAGAGAAAUGCCUCCGCAACUCGAUAAGCUUCCUCUGGAGAACAGGCCUGGGAUCCUCAUGGUUGGAUCACCCAACGUUGGCAAACGAACACUUCUCUCCAGGUUGCUUUCUGUGGAUUUUGAUGAUGCAUCUGAUUCAUCGUCCGAAGUACUUUGCAAUGGGUGGACUAUAACUACAAAGUACUAUACUGCUGAUGUUUCUGUAUGGAUGGCUCAUCUUGACGAUGAAUUUUCUAUUGGGAAGCUGCCAAGUUCAAAUCAGCUGGCUGCUUUGGUGAUGGUUUUUGACAUGAAUGAUCUAUCAUCCUUUGUUGUUCUCAAGGAUUGGGUUUCUCAUACCAAUAUCCAGCAGUUUGAUAUAUUACUAUGCAUUGGUAAUAAGGCAGAUCUUUUGCCUGGUCACUCUGCUCAUGCUGAAUAUAGAAGACACCUGCAAAAGCAUGGAGAGGCGUCUAGUGAUCCUCAUCCAGAGUUCUUAGAUUACGGAAUUCUGGAAACUGAGGGAAGUAGUCUGUUGGGGGAUGAAGAACCCUCGUGGGAGAUUAGGAGAUCAUGUUUGGAAUGGUGCAGUCAGUACAACAUCGAGUACAUUGAAGCUUGUGCAUCCAAUGUUUCUUUUGACAAAUGUUUAUCUGUUGACGGCGAUUUACAAGGAGUCGAGCGUCUGUUUGGAGCACUGUCUGCGCAUAUGUGGCCUGGAAUGGUCCUUAAAUCUGGCAAUAAGAUACCUGAACCAUCUCUCCCUGAUAACGAAGAGUUAUCAGAAGAAGAAUCUGAUUAUGAGGUAGAAUAUGAAAUCUUGUCUGCUGGUUCAUCUGAACCAUGGGAUGGAACAGAAGAAGUAUGGAUUAGUGCAAGUGGUAAAACUGCAACUACAGAAAUAGGUAGUUCAAGUGCAGCUACAGAAACUGUUUCUGCAGCCACGGAGGAUGUCAACCGGGAGCAUAAAACUAAUGGCAGUGCAGAUAUGCUGCAGCCAUCAGCCUCUGAAAUUCCUUUACAAGAAGACAGAAUCGUAGGGGUACCUGAAGCCGAUGAAACUGACAAAGCAACAGGGCCAGAUGAUGGUACCCAUUUGGGGCUUGAGGAAUUGGAACAAUUGAUGUCUGAAAUAGGGAAUAUGCGUGACAGCUUGAGGUUGAUGCCAGACUUUCAAAGGAGGGAGAUGGCUGCAAAGCUGGCAAUGAAAGUGGCGACCUUAUUUGGUGAGGACAGUGAUGAUGAAAGGAAUUUUGAUUAAUGAUCAGGAACUGCUGGUAACCUAAGUAAAUUAGGAUCCCCAUCUUUGCGUCCAGAGAAGUUGACCAUCCUGAGUGAGGAAUAAGUGACCACAUCUGUAUAGCUAAUGUUGUAUGUUCCCCGUCCGCCGCUUUCCUUUGGCUAUCUAAGGGUGCAUACACAUGGGUAAGCCUCUAUUGUGCUCUUUACCAGAUUAUAAGGAUUAUAAGUAGAGGAUGAAACAGAGUUUCUAGCUUGUUCUCAGCCUGCCAAAAUUGUUGAUGGGGAUCUGAUAUGCAAUCAGUGAUACGUAGUG
Molecule: messenger RNA, 1586 nt
Organism: Telopea speciosissima
Lineage: Eukaryota; Viridiplantae; Streptophyta; Magnoliopsida; Proteales; Proteaceae
Exons: 7
Coding region: 60-1292 (410 amino acids)
Molecular function (GO): GTP binding; GTPase activity
Source: RefSeq, a predicted model, not a curated record